This is a messenger RNA of Spirodela intermedia, 7037 nucleotides long. NCBI's taxonomy places the organism in Eukaryota, Viridiplantae, Streptophyta, Magnoliopsida, Alismatales, Araceae. The record is from the annotation of a GenBank genome assembly.
AUGGCCAGUGGGGUGGCCUGCGCGGACAGGGCGACAAGCGAAUUGCUAAUUGGUCCAGAUUGGGCGAUAAACAUGGAACUCUGCGACAUCAUCAACAUGGAUCCAGGGUAAAAUCUUUGUGGCUUUUUCUUCCGGAAAGAAACUGUUACGCAAACGACGCCUAUACUUCCCCCGCAUCCGAUACCAGGCAUCUAGGAAGGAUGGCUCAUGAUGGAAUCGUCUAAUUGGCCAUUAAAAAACGGAGGCUUCUAUAGUUAUCGUUUUGUCGUGUCUGGAAUUAUUCUGCAAUUUACUACCUAAUCAUCUUACUAUGGAACGAAGAGUCAGCUUAGAAAUUUUAUGCCCAGCCGGAGCCAUUUUCAUGUCCGAAGAAGGAAGAAAGCGUUACAUUGUGAUGGAAUAUGUUUUAGAAAAUCAACCAACUUUCCAUCAGCGCAGGAGACAGCUCAGUAUCUUCCCUACUUCCUUGUCAACCUGUUUAUUGCUUGAUUAUUCUAGGUUGAUUAUUCAAGCACAAUUUCAACCGUCAGGAUUGGUUUCUAUUGAAUAUCUUGACACACAUGAUGCUGUAAUUGCUAUCAUAAUUCAUUGUCGUGAGUCUCUGGAUUUAUUCUGUGAUCUCACUUCCUACAUGGAUCUGUACAGAUACUUUUAUUAUCGUGUCUUCCAUAUUUCGGAAUCUCUGCUUCGGCUCUUAUUGUCUGAUAACAUUGUGAUUUAAUCUUCAUAUGCUUGACUCAUAUAUAUGUGCUUGCUUCUUUUUGACCACAGGCAAGCGAAGGAUGUAAUCAAGAUUCUUAAAAAGCGCUUAGGAAGUAAAAAUUCUAAGAUACAAAUCCUUACUCUCUUUGUGAGUACAUGACAUCUUCUGGCUCUGCCGUUCUUUAAAAUUUCAAUUGUAUGUUUGUCUGUAUCAUUAGUUCAUACGUUUGCUUUAGUUUCCAAUAUCCCUGUAAAAUUUUCUCCUGUGAAGUUUGUUCCAUUGCUAUUUUUUUCUUUUGCUUCGUAUGAAAGUUGGUGCGGUGUGUGUUACAUUUUUACAAUGGCGCAAACAAUUCGUGACCUACUUAAGGUUCUUCUAGAUUCGUGCUUAUUUGGGAGUUCCAAUUCACCUUCUUCUUUUUUUUUUAAAAGAGAUCUCAGAAUGCUUUUUCCUAGGAGUUUUAAAAAUUUUGAGCUAGAUUUUGCCACUUGAAGUGUAAAGAAUGCAAUAACCUGUCAACUGGGCUGCGAAGUCGGGAUUCAUUUUUGCUAGUUAUCAAUUUCUUCCAAAUUACCAUACAUUUUUUUGGAUCUUUUUUUUACUGAAUUGAUCCACUUAAGGGAGCAGCACACGAAAAGGGAAUCAUGACCUUUUUCUUGGGGCUUGCAAAAGUAAUCCGGGGUAGCUCAGGUAUACCUGAGAUGUUACAGCCCAUUCUGUCUAUGAAGCAGCAAUGGUCGAGCAACCUGGUAAUAUUACUUAUCCAAAGUAGAGUUUAUGGCUCAAAUCUGCUAAGUUUUAAAAGAUCACUCUAACUCUUGCUUAUUAACACAAAAUGACCUUAGCUUCCCUUUAACAUCUCUCUAAACACAACGCUAUAAAUGAGCUAUAAAUAAGAAAUGAACAAGUUGUACAUUGUGAAUUAUUUUUUGUCAGAAUCGUAGUCAAAGAGGGCUCUACUGAGGCACUGUGUUUUGUUUCAGAAGUAGUACGGUGUGGUCAUUGAACCUCCUGUUCUAACAAACACUAGGGUAGUUUCUGUUGACACAUUUUCGGUGUUGAGAGCUAGUCUAAAGCCUCUGACUGUUUUGUACUAGUCUAAAGCCUCUAUUGGACGUUAAUUAGCAGUACUGCAGUAGGAGGCUGAUUCAUGGAAGGUUGGUUAUAAGAAUAUCGACUAACAUAUCAAUUGCUCAAGAAACCCAUCGUAGGUCAGUCCAAAAUAGUUUAUAAUGCUCAUUUAUGACGACGUGGAACCGUAUCAACAUCACCUAGUGCCAUUAAGUGUCAUCAUUAUUCUCUUUAAUUAUUUUAGCUCUUCUCCUCAUUAGAUGGUAGUUCUGAGAGAUCCCAGUUAAUGACGAUAAAUACACAGAGCUCUUCUUAAGUGAUAGAUACUCCAUUUGCAUUUUAGAAUGCUUCAUGAUGUCUUUAGAGUUUGCUUUACAAAAUCUGUGUGGGGGAACUACUUCCAAAGGUAUAUUGCUUUUCACAUUUAUUACAUUUCGUCCGCAAAUUUGCUGCCUUUAACAAAGUUGCUAUCGGUAAUAGGGGAAUGAAUUAGUUCCAAAAGGAAUCCUGGAGCACAAUCUAUCUAACUUGAAAUUCAUUUAUUUUCUUGUGAUUGGUUGGCAACAAAGCCGUGUGCACGCCCCACUUGUGCAUUUUAUAGUGCAUUAUCUAUAUUAUUGUAAUUUAUUUGUAAAUAUAAUUUCCUUGGUUUCUAAUUCAGGUGUUAGAGACUCUCAGCAAAAACUGUGGGGACAGUGUGCACCUACAAAUUGUUGAGCGUGACAUCUUACAUGAAAUGGUUAAAAUAGUGAAAAAAAAGGUCAGUGUCUUGUUUUCGUAAUAUUUUUGCAUCUCAUAUGUUGUAUUGUUGUUUUCCCAAUUUCUCUCUCAUUGUCAAUUUCUAUCAUGCAGUCUGACUUACAUGUAAGAGAAAAAAUAUUAUCUCUCAUUGAUGCAUGGCAAGAAGCUUUUGGGGGAUCUGGAGGAAAGUAUCCUCAGUACUAUGCUGCAUAUCAAGAACUAAGGGUACUCCUGUGCUGUUGUUUUAUUCCUUAUUUAUUUUUCUGUUUUAGGACAACAUUUUAAUCCCUUUUUAUGUCACGUUCAUCCUUUCUUUGUUGAGACCUAUUUAUUUGGAUCAGAUUUAUGACGAUGACGCACUUGUUAGGGUUCUGCGGCUGUUACUGAAAAUGACUUCAGUGCAUUGGGGAAAAUUAUCAACUGUAUCUGCUUCACUAGCUGCUAGUUUCUACCUGUCAUCCUUCAGUAAAGAAGGAUUUUUGAUGCGAUGAUUUCCUUAGGCUAUGCCCAUAUAAUACUUGCCCGUAGGAGACGGAAUCUAAGAUGAAAAAUCUUGGAAUAAGGAAAAUCUGUUGAAAAAAGUCACAGUAACAAUGCUCUCCUGAGAGAAAGAACCUUUUCUAAUUAUUCAUCUCCUUCAGUGGUAGACAAUGACUUGAUACACACUUCAUUGGUUGCAUAGCUUUCAUCUGAAUGUCAGGGAAAUAAAUUAUUUUGCUCUGAGGUUUAGAAAGGAAAAUCCUUUGUAAACCUUCUGCUUUGGGGAUGGUCAACCCCAACUGACAUUUUGGGUAGAUAGGGUUGUUGAGAAAUGACUUGAUCAUGUAACUGCAGGAUGGGUGAGGGAGACAUCAAUCCACUUUUCCUCGUUGUCCCUCAAGCUUGUUUCUUUUUAUCAAUCGGAAAUCACAAGUUAACGUGGCUGUUAGAAUCGACUUCUUUUGGGCUAACCGGCAGGAACAAAACAUAAUUGGAAGGAAUUUGCGCAAAUUUCUCAUUUCUGGGUUUAACAAAGAAAAUGAAAAUGCCAGGGGAGAGGGUCUCGAACAGAGUGGAUCAGACUGAACAUGCCCAACCAAAACCUUUUAGCUACUUAAAAUUCAACCCAUUCUCAUGUGAUCUUUUUACCUGUGUAAACCACUUGAUAUCGUUACUGCCUGUCAUUACUUGUGAUCAUUAGCAGUAUGAUUAUCAAAGAUCUAACUGCAGUGUGCAUUUUUUAAUGGGAUCGACAGACUGCUGGAGUAGAAUUCCCACCCCGUGAAGAAAUCAGUGUGCCCUUGUUCACUCCUCCUCAGACUCAUCCAAUUGUCCAACCCCGGGUUUCUCCUUACGAGGACGUGGCUAUUGAAGCCUCUCUCCAAUCUGAUGUAGCUGCUCUCAGGUAGUUUUCCCUCCUAGUUACUCAUUUUUUUAAAUGAUCCGGUGCGUUUUGAGAAACUGUGGAAUGUGAGACCUGACUUCAUGUCCUUUCUCCUCCAUGUUGCUCGUUCUGUUGCGUUCAUUAUUCCAUAUUUAUGAUUUCCUUUCUAAAAUGGAGUUCUGGGCUGUUGUAUCUUUCUUUGUGCUUUUUGAAAAUGAAAUUUAAGUAAUAUUUUAUAGUUAAUGUACAUAUGGGAAAGAGGAAGACAACAAAGAACUUUGAUGGUAGUAGUGAAAGAAGAUAUUAAAUUCAGGCAUUUUGGGUAUAGAUCGUAUAUGAUUGGGUGAAAUGAUGGACUAGAAUUUUGCAUCCUGGAUACGAUUAGUUGGCAUUUAGUAGAUGAUGAUGGUAUUGAUUUUUAUUUUUAUUUUUAUUUUAAACGAACGUUGGAGAUUCGACACAUCACUCAAAAGUGUGAAGGUUGAUUCCGGUGCCCAUGGUCACUAGUCUCUCGUACCAGUUAGAAAGGUGGAUAACCUAAUUCUCAGAUGUUACGGUCCUGGCUCUAGUAAUCAUCUUACCGUACACCAUGUUCGAUAGGUUAGGUCUUGAACAUUGUAAGAAGCUAUUUAAUACUUUCUCACCGUGGAUAGUCGUGCACACGAUGUUUCAGAUAUUACGGGAUGACCCUGUCCCAUGUCCAUUUUCCUCAAUAAAACAGCGAGACAUCUAAAUAGAUAUGGGUACAUUAUCACCAUGAAUCUUAGGGAUGCAAUUGCAAGUAACUAUGUAAUGGCUAUGUUCUGAUUCAAAUCAUCGAUUCAGUUGUGCAGGAAUCUGUUGGCCCUUGAUAAAAUCAUUACACGGGUUAACUAUCUCGGGACUAAUUAGUAUUCAAGUCAGUCGGCCUGAUACUAUCACUGAAGAACAGAACAUGUGUGCUGUAAAUUGGAUUUCUUUCGAAUUAUUAUCAUGUGGCAAAUUGUUGUUAUUAGCCGGGGAUUUGUCGAUGAAUAAGGUUUUAGUUCUUCUAAUGAUGCCUGUUUAUAAUCUUUCAGCUUAGCAGACAUCCAAAAUGCUCAUGGAAUAACAGAUGUGCUAAUGGAAAUGCUCAAUGCGCUGGAACCAAAUAAUUCUGAGGUAAUAAAAAAUUAUAAUUUGAAAUACUGCUUAAAUAUAUUUAAAUAUUUUAUAUGGACUAAUUUUUAUCAACCGAUGCUUUAUUUUGAAAUUUCCAGCAUUCUUAGUUCAGAGCAUAUAUAUUUUGCCCAACUUUGGAAACUAUGAUUUCACGUCCAUAUUUAUGGCUGUCUUUAGUCAAAACAGUUUCUCGCGUUACAUUUUUGCAGAUAGCAGACAUCUGACGUCCGCUUGAUGCCAUGGAAAAACAGACGUCCAUAGUAGAGUUGACUAGUUUUGUCAGUUUGCUGAUCCCCAACAGCACAAACCCCAGGCCCCAUUAGUCAAAUUGGACGAUCUAAGUGUCUAUUGAGGAAUAUUAUUUAUGAUAUCAUCAUUAUAUUGAGGACCAAAAAAGUGGAUUUGGAAUGGAUCAACGAAGAAAUGCAGAAUCUCUGUUUGUCUCGUAAUUACAGGAUUAAUUCAUUUUAUCUAUUUUUCUUCUUACACAACCCCUAUAGACUGGAGGAUCAGAAAAAAAGAAGAAAAAAAACAUAGAAUAAGAAGAAAUAAUUAUCAUAUAAUAUAUGAUAAUUAUCAGUAGUAGAAAGGAAAGCCUCAUUACAGGUGCAUGGGGAUCCACCAAGCCCAGAAAUGUAAUAUAUUUCCUUAAAGUUCAAAUAUUUUUCCUUUUUUUUUUUUUUGGGAUUAAGCAGUAUCAUCAUAUUUUCAUCGUUUUUAUUUCUGGAAGCAAUUGGAAAUUACUGUUCAUCAUGGCUGGGUUGUUUAUACUAACAACUUGAUAUUGCUGAUCUGGUUUUCAGGGGCUGAAGCAAGAGGUCAUUGUUGAUCUUGUUGAGCAGUGCCGUUCAUUCCAGAAUCGCGUCAUGUCGCUGGUGAACAACACUGGGUAUUUUAUUCUUCUCUUUUUCUUUUUUCUUUUCGACGCAAGAUUUUUAUGUGUUUGUAAUUAAGUAUUAAAUUUUCCUGCCGGCUGUUGAUAUUCCAGACUGAUUAGUUAAUUAUUUGCCUCCCAGGGACGAGCAACUUCUCUUCAGCGGCCUGGCAUUGAAUGACAACUUGCAGCGUGUGCUUCAAAGAUACGACGACCUCCUCAAAGGAAAGCAACCGGCUGGGUCAACUGAGCUGGCCACUGCACCUCUCGUCAGAGUUGACGCCGAGGAUGAUGAAUCAGAGGAUGAUUUCUCCCAGCUUGCUCACAGGUAAUGCUAUCAGAAGACAAACAUCCCUCCCCUCUUCACUUUCUCUCUCCCUUUCUCUCUCUCUCUCUCUCUCUCUCUCUCUCUCUCUCUCUCUCUCUCUCUCUCUCUCCCUAUAUAUAUAUAUAUAUGUGGAUAUUGCUAAUCUCCUUUUCUUGUCUGGUUUAUAUGAUUAUAUAUUUUUUUACUUUGAAGAUCAUAUAAACUUGAUUCGUGACCAUGGCAUGGCUUCAGAUCUUCAAGAGAAAAUGCCACUGGCCGACCUGUCACUAAGAACGAGCCGGCGGCCUAUCACAGCCCGCUGCUCCCUCCCCCACCACCUUCCAUGAGGCCAGUUAACAUGGAAGGCAGUACAGUUGACUACCUCAGUGGAGACAACUACAGAGCCGAGAAGUCAACCAGUGCCAAUGUCAACACCCAGCCACCUACCGCUAGCGAGUCAACGCCGCCUGCAGCGUUCUAUAGUCUACCUCGGUACGAUAAGCCGGCCCAGACGGAAAGCUCCACAGAACAUCUCCCAAGCGCUCCCUGGGAAGUCAACCCCACCAGCCCCCUGCCUCCGCCGCCGUCCAAGCACGAUCAGAGGCAGCAGUUCUUCAAGCACAACCAGAGCGGCAACCCAGCUUCAUCUCAGGAUGGGCUAAUCGAGCACACCCAGAAUAUCUCUCUUCAUGAAGCAAAAUCUGCGCCUUUGCGGUCUGAGUCAACGCCGCCAGCUAGACUUGCCAAGCCCGAAGACGCCCUUUUCAAGGACCUGGUUGACUUCGCCAAGGCCAAGACUCCCUCGGCCUCCAAGCCUGGUAGUAAGAGAACGUACUGA